AUGAUUCAUGUGGAGCCUCUCAGGCGCCUGCGCACUGCAGCAGACGGGCCCGAGGCUUCGCUGCAGCAGCAGCAGCAGCAGCAGCAAAGCCACAGGCCAGAGGCAACAGCAGUAUAUGUCAUUGUGGUGCUGAGCCUUUUGGCCCUGGCCGUUCUUUCUGUGGGCCUUUGGUGGUGCAAGCACGGCUUCGGGUCCCCGCGCCUGCAACCCAGCAGCAGCAGCAGCAGCAGCAGCAGCAGCAGCAGCAAGGUGGUGCGCGCAGCAGCAAAGCCGCGCAAGGGCAGCAGCAACAGCGAAGGCCUCUGGGGGGACUUGGGGGCUUUCAGCACAGCAGCUUUUAAGCCCUGCAGCACUGAGGUGCGGGGAAGCAGCAGGUUGCAGCUGGCGCCGCCCCCGCCUGCUGCAGCAGCAGCAGCAGCAGCAGCAGCAAGCAGCAGCGUCGUGCGGGUGCGCUCUCGCAGAGCGAGAGCAGCAAAGGCGAGGGCCAGGCUGCGGCGGCUGCGCUCGACGAGAUCUUUUUGCGGCCUUUGCAGCCAGCCCUACAGCCACUGCAGGCUGCCAGCAGCAGCAGCAGCAGCAGCAGCAGCAGCAGCGGGGGGGGCGGCCGGCAGCAGCACCGACUCCCUCUCGGGGAAGGCCAAGGGCCCGCAGUGUAUAGACAGAUAUGUCUUGGGGCUGCAGAUGCUGCAGCGGGCAGCUUUGCUGCGGAUAAGAAGGUCUGGGGCUUCAGCAGCAGCAGCGGCAGCAGUUGCUGCUGCUGCUGCUGCUGCCGCGGAGGGCUCCCGGCGCUGCUAG
Eimeria tenella is the source of this 795-nucleotide messenger RNA. RefSeq lists its product as uncharacterized. The coding region runs from base 1 to 795 and encodes 264 amino acids. The record is from RefSeq and is a predicted model, not a curated record. The transcript has a single exon. NCBI's taxonomy places the organism in Eukaryota, Apicomplexa, Conoidasida, Eucoccidiorida, Eimeriidae.